CUAGUACGAGUAUGUCCAACAUGCCCAAGAUUCAUUCACUCCCUGACCCAUCGGCCCAUCCGGGUCGCUUUCCCCGUCAUCUUUUGCUUUAAAUCCCCCUCAAUUCCCUCUUCUCUUCUCUGCGCGAUGUCUGGUCUAUCUAUCUUUAAUCUUCUUCCCCUAAGUCGCCUCAAUUCUCCUAGUUUCACCUUCGUGCAGCCGAUCGACCUUGGCAUUCCCACACUUGGACACGAGGGUGGAUCGUCCAUCGCAGCCAAAUCUCCGAUCGCAGGAACUUUGUCUGUCUAGGCUUGGUCUUUAAAUUCUCAUUCUCCGCGUCGCUGCGUUUCUCCUUUUCCUCUGCUCUGCUCUUGCAGUACUGUCGGAUACGAUCUCCGCACGGGUUCACUGCUCUCUCUUGUGACGGCCUGCCGGCGCAGCAAGAUGCAGCUCAAGUCGCUGGUAAACUUAUUGUCUCUGGGAUUGGCUCUCCCUGCUGCUGUCGAGGGAGGCCCCCAUCGACAGGCUCGUGUUGCCUCCGCCCUUCAUCGUUACGGUGGCCGUGAUUUUGUCCAGCCAUCGAGCAACAAUGCUUCCGGUGUUUACCCAACCCGGUUCGCGGGUGUCACCUGGGACGAUGACAAUUGGCGUCUCACGACUACUACCGUCGACCAGGGUCACUUCCAAUCUCGGGGCUCGAUCGCCAAUGGUUACAUAGGCAUCAAUGUCGCCAAUGUCGGCCCUUUCUUCGAGAUGGACUCGGAGGAGAACGGUGAUGUGAUCAGCGGAUGGCCACUCUACUCCCGUCGCCAGUCCUUUGCGACCAUUGCCGGCUUUUGGGACCGUCAGCCAUUGACAAAUAAGUCCAAUUUUCCCUGGUUGUCUCAGUAUGGCAGCGAUAGUGUUAUCAGCGGCGUUCCACACUGGAGUGGCUUGAUCCUCGACCUGGGUGACGACACUUACCUUGAUGCAGGAGUCGACAAUCAGACCAUCACUGACUUUCAAUCAACCUUCGAUUACAAGGCUGGUGUGUUGUCCUGGUCCUAUACCUGGACCCCUGCCGGCGACAAAGGAUCUUAUGCUAUCACUUAUCGACUCUUCGCGCACAAGCUGAGUGUCAACCAGGCUGUGGUAGACUUGGAAAUUGUACCUUCGACCGAUGGCAACGCAACGGUUGUCAACGUGUUGGAUGGAUAUUCGGCUGUCCGCACCGACUUUGUCGAGUCGGGAGAGGACGAAGGGGCCAUCUUUUCUGCUGUGCGGCCAUGGGGUGUGAGCAACGUCACUGCAUACAUCUAUGCCACUCUAGAUGCCUCAGACAAUGUUGAUCUGUCUUCUCGAACGCUCGUCACCAAUAAGCCCUACGUACACACGAAUGACUCCUCUAUUGCUCAGGCAGUCAACGUUCGUUUCACUGCCAAUGAGGCCGUCCGCGUCACCAAGUUCGUUGGCGCAGCUUCCACAGACUAUUUCCUGGUGACCCGCGAAACCGCCAAGCUUGCUGCUCAAGCCGGGCUGGCUCUGGGUUACUCCCGCUCGCUGCAAUCGCACGUCGCAGAAUGGGCGGAGAUUCUGCAUGAGAGUGCUGUCGAUCGUUUCAAUGACCCUAUCACUGGCAAGCUACCUGCGGACCGCCACAUUAUUGACUCGGCCAUUAUUGCCGUUACCAACACGUAUUACCUGCUGCAGAACACUGCAGGUCCUAACACACUUGCAACCACAGGUGGAAUGCCUGUCAACAUUGACAGUUGCGCUGUCGGUGGUCUGACCUCGGAUUCUUAUGCUGGCCAGAUCUUUUGGGAUGCGGAUCUGUGGAUGCAACCUGGACUGGUGGCGUCGCAUCCUGAGUCGGCACAACGCUACACCAACUACCGCAUUGCCUUGCACUAUCAAGCCGAGGCCAAUGUCAAGACUGCGUUUGCAGGUUCACAGAACCAGACUUCCUUCAGUUCUUCUGCCGCAAUCUAUCCGUGGACGAGCGGUCGAUUCGGAAAUUGCACUGCUACGGGGCCGUGCUGGGAUUACCAGUACCAUCUGAAUGGCGACAUUGGUCUUGCAAUGAUCAAUCAAUGGGUAACUAGUGGUGACACGGAAUGGUUUCGCAAUUAUCUUUUCCCGAUCUACGAUUCGGUAGCCACGCUCUACGGAGACCUUGUUCAGCGAAACGGGUCAGCGUUCACAUUGACUAAUAUGACCGAUCCGGACGAGUACGCGAACUCAAUCGAUGCCGGUGGUUAUACCAUGCCACUUAUUGCUGAGACCCUGAAGUAUGCCAACCAGUUUCGCAAGCAAUUUGGGCUGGAGGCGAACGAGACCUGGGAUGAGAUUGCGGAGAACGUUUUGAUACUACGCGAGAAUGGUGUAACCUUGGAGUACACUUCGAUGAAUGGAUCGGCCGUUGUAAAGCAGGCUGAUAUUGUACUCAACACGUUUCCCUUGGCCUACGAGUCUGACAAUUAUACCACCGAGAAUUCGCUGACGGACCUCGACUACUAUGCAAACAAGCAAUCCGCCGAUGGCCCAGCCAUGACUUAUGCUAUCUUCUCUAUUGCUGCCAGCGAUGUUUCUCCGUCUGGCUGCUCUGCCUACACCUACCAUCAAUAUUCCUAUGCGCCCUACUCACGAGGCCCUUGGUAUCAGCUCUCUGAGCAGAUGAUCGACGAUGCCAGUAUUAAUGGUGGCACUCAUCCGGCGUUUCCCUUCCUGACUGGACACGGUGGUGCCAACCAGGUUGUUCUAUUUGGCUAUCUGGGGCUGCGUCUGUUGCCGGAUGAUAUCCUCCACGUGGAUCCCAACCCUCCACCCCAGAUCCCGCACAUCACCUACCGGACAUUCUACUGGCGCGGUUGGCCGAUUUCCACCUGGUCAAACUACACCCACACCACUCUGCAGCGCUCCUCUUCUGUGGCACCUCUAGCUUCAGCCGAUGUUCGCUUCAACAGCACCGGUAUCACCGUCCAGGUCGGCCUGUCUACGAGCGACACCACGGCUAGCUACACUCUUCCUCUUUUCGGGUCUUUGACAAUCCCUAACCGUCAGAUUGGGUCCAUCAACACCACUCCGGGCAACCAGGUUCAGUGCCAUCCGGUCUACUCGCCUGAUGCUUAUGAGCCUGGUCAGUUCCCUAUUUCCGCCGUUGAUGGUGCCACCUCGACUCGCUGGCAACCUUCUUCUGGAAAUCUGUCUUCGAUCACCGUGACCCUUUCUACAGUCAACGCGCAAUCCGCCGACAGUGUAACUGGUUUCUACUUUGACUGGUACCAGUCUCCCCCCAAGAAUCUAAGCAUCAUUUUCCACGAUGCGCCCAUCACGCGGCCUGCACAGUUCUUCGCUGCUUCCGGCAACUCCACCUCUUCUUACCGUCUCAUUGCCCAGCUGUCCGAUGUGACCCAGUCGAGUCCCUAUAACAGCGCCGCUAUCGAAAAGGCCAACACUGUCUCUAUCCCUAGUGGCAACACCACAACUAUCACUCUAAGUGGGCCUGUUCGCAGUGCACGAUUCGCCACCCUGUUGAUAGCAGGUAACCAGGCAAGCGCGAACACAACUAAGGGUGCAACCGUGGCCGAGUGGGUGAUCUUGAACGGCAACUCUACUACCGAGGCGAGCACCACGAGCAAGCGGUCGCUGACAGCACGCGACAGGGCCACGUUAGCCCGCUUCUAGUUGUCGAGGCACCCUAGGGCCCUGGAGCUAAUGUGUCUUUAUGGUGGUCAGUCUGGCCGGCAUCGGAGCUAGACGAGCUAUGCUACGUACAUGACGGGUUGGUUUCUUGUGUAUCUAGUAUCCUUUUCGCCGUCUAAUUUCUUCCUCCUGCUCAUGUCCCUUCUAUCGUUAUGUGCUCGGCUAAAUGCCGGGCACGCAAACGACGUACAUACAGACAUACAUAACCUCAUUGCAAUUAAUCAUAAUAUUCAGC
Molecule: messenger RNA, 3895 nt
Organism: Aspergillus fijiensis CBS 313.89
Lineage: Eukaryota; Fungi; Ascomycota; Eurotiomycetes; Eurotiales; Aspergillaceae
Gene: treA
Product: alpha,alpha-trehalase treA
Exons: 4
Coding region: 424-3642 (1072 amino acids)
Biological process (GO): trehalose catabolic process
Cellular component (GO): fungal-type cell wall
Molecular function (GO): carbohydrate binding; alpha,alpha-trehalase activity
Source: RefSeq, a predicted model, not a curated record